AAAAAAUAAUAAUUGAAAAAUUCAAGAAAAAAAAAUAAUAAUCAUAAUAUGUCGUAUAUUUAGCUGCUUCGGAAAGGCCCAGCUUUAACAAGAUGCUGAUAGUUGAUUGAUGUCUUUAACCCUGGCUUGAUCCCGCUCGUCCUUCUUUCUUUCAGUUCCUCCUUGACAUAUCCACCAACAACAGGAACAUGUUCACUUGCCCUGUCUUUUGUUGCCUGCUUGUUUUCUCCCGCUAUUAUCCCCUUGCCACUCGUGACUCAACUAUAAGGCACGCAACAACAGGUGGAAACUGACGCCUGCAAGUUCGUUCGUGGAGCGAAGGACGACGGUAGCCAGUGAUCUUGUAACAUCCCAGCUUUCCCAACCAUUGGUCAAGGACCCCCAAAGCGGAAAAUAAGGCAGCACUAGUUAGACCGACUCUCUUUCCCUCGCCCUUAUUUUUUAUUAUUUCUUGUCAGGGAGCUUCCCACCCUUUCUAGAUCAGAGCGGUACUGUACCACAUUGGGACAGACGAAGCUUUUCCUUUCCUUGACCUGGGCCCUUUCCUUUGACCGUUCAUCUAGCCUGGUUUCCGCCCUAUUGCUGUCGCACCCACAUGGCGUAGGAGCGGUGGCGGAUGAUCGACUUCAUCAGGUUUAAAUCAAACUUCGCCGAUAUAUUUAUUCUUGCUCGCGUGCUGUUCACCAUCUUAGGAACCAGAUUCUGGAAUAUCUGACCCAUUUCAUUUUCCUUCCCUUCAGGGAACUGGUUUUCGAUUCCUAUCGAUCAUCUUUUGGGGUUGUCUUCUACGUCUCCCCUUCCUCCUGCCGCCAAACAGACACCGUGGCUGGAUCGAGUGGCAAGUAUAGUUUUCUCUCGCGGGUCACGGAGGAAUUGGUAAAUCCGGCUUAGACCAACUAGGGUGAGAGCACAUGGACAUCUUGCAUAUCCGUCAACAAACUCCCGCAGAAAAGGUGGAUAUCGCGUCGCUUUUGCAGUCUUACGAUGAGGAGGCGGAAAAGAAGGAUACAAAUGCCAGGAACGUGAAAUCGGACCGUGUAAUCGCAGAGGCAGACGUGAAGUCUUUACCUGAUCCUCAGGUCCCAUUAUCCUCAAGACCAGGAAAACGUCUCCAGCCUGCCCCGUCUUUUGAAAUUCCGGCCAAAAAGCAAUCGAAAUGGUCACCCCAGGAAGAUGCUCUGAUCACAGAGCUUCGAGGCAACGGGUUAAAGUGGGAGGACAUCAGCAAAAUGCUGCCCGGACGAAGCGCCCUUAGCUGCCGACUCCACUACCAAAAUUAUCUCGAGCGACGGAGUGAGUGGGAUGAGGACCGUAAGAACAAACUGGCUAGACUAUACGAAAGAUUCAAAGCAGACAUGUGGUCCAAAAUAGCAUUCGAAAUGGGUAUUCCGUGGAGAGCAGCCGAAGCGAUGCACUGGCAGCUAGGAGAGCACGAGAUGGCGAGACGAGCCGGUGUAUUGCCGUUCCUACUCAGGCAUCCAACAACGGAGCAGCCACCGCCAAAGCUGCGCAGAAUCAACACAGCAGCGUCGAGACCGAAACGAGAUUCAGCAGUGCGAGGUUCGGGCCAACAGCUUCCUUCUGUUGCCGAGUUGACUGCUGGCGUACCUGCAUACGCAUCAGGCAAGCUGCGUGAUCUUCAUUCGAAGGUGAAAUCUCCGAAAUCGCCCUCCGAGCAAAAGGUUGGCCAUCAUGGAACACGCCCAAGUGCGAACACUCGUUCUAGGAAAUGAAAUGUCUUUCUUUCGAAGUAGUUGAUAAGAUAGGUUAUGUCAGGACAUGAUUGCAUAGCGUGGGUUGGGCGGCGGAUAGACCGAGGUUUUGUAUGUUUUUCUCCGUUUUGGUUCGUAUUUUUCUUUUUCGUUCUUCUUCUUUCUCCCUAGUAUUCCAAAUCACAUUUCGGGUUUUGCAUACGUUGAUUUAGUCGUGCUUAGCCAUUUUCUCUUUCCACCCCCUCUCAAACUCACUAUUUAUUUCAUUCGUCGUUUCCCCUCUUCUUAUUCCUUUCUUCUCCUUCCCACUCCCUUCCUAUCGCUUGUUGCUUUCAGUUUUUUGACUCUUCGUUAAAUAUCCCAUUUAAUUUUUAUUAUCUCCCCCAAUAUGUUCAAUUGCGCUCCAACUCGAGACUGGAUGCUUUAUAUAGCGGUAGCGACUUAUAUUGUUUGAAUUCAAUCCACUGGUUUUAAGUUUGCAACAGCCCACCAGUUGUCCUUUUCAUAUCCGUGAUCCAAGACUUGACCACCGGCAGCAGCGAUAUCUCGUUCUAGCUCCUGCGAUUCGUACAAAUGAUAGUAGCGAUGAAAGGUCUUGGUCGAAGCCUCGGAUUUGUCGUCCCCGCUUUUUUUUUCUUUUCUCACCCAGGGUACCAUGACAUCCUGGUCAUCUCCAGCAUCCCAUCCCCUUCUGCUGUUCUUCUGUUCCAGUGCCCAGACGUAGAUUAAAGCUUUGCCACCUUCAUACCCACUUCGAGGUGGUUUGAGGGUCUGCAG
Blastomyces gilchristii SLH14081 is the source of this 2489-nucleotide messenger RNA. RefSeq names its product MYB DNA-binding domain-containing protein. The record is from RefSeq and is a predicted model, not a curated record. Lineage: Eukaryota; Fungi; Ascomycota; Eurotiomycetes; Onygenales; Ajellomycetaceae. The transcript is spliced from 2 exons. Gene Ontology annotation, molecular function: RNA polymerase II cis-regulatory region sequence-specific DNA binding; DNA-binding transcription factor activity, RNA polymerase II-specific. Gene Ontology annotation, cellular component: nucleus. Bases 912 to 1733 code for a protein of 273 amino acids. Gene Ontology annotation, biological process: regulation of DNA-templated transcription.